Fusarium subglutinans is the source of this 1086-nucleotide messenger RNA. Its product is annotated as protocatechuate 3 4-dioxygenase beta subunit. The transcript is spliced from 3 exons. Bases 1 to 1086 code for a protein of 361 amino acids. The record is from RefSeq and is a predicted model, not a curated record. Gene Ontology annotation, molecular function: oxidoreductase activity, acting on single donors with incorporation of molecular oxygen, incorporation of two atoms of oxygen; ferric iron binding. NCBI's taxonomy places the organism in Eukaryota, Fungi, Ascomycota, Sordariomycetes, Hypocreales, Nectriaceae.
AUGCGUUUCUCUGCUUCAAUUACUUUGGCAUUGGCUACCGUAGCCGUGGCCCAUCCAGGUGAAGACCACCACGACGAGCUUGAGCAACGUCGCUCCUUCGAAGCCAGUGCGGAGCGAUUGUCCCUCCGUCAUUGUGCUGAUACACUCAAGGCCAGAGGUGUCACCGACCGUAACAUUAAGCGUCGUUCUGCCUUGAUUGAGGAGCAUCGCCGAAAGCGUGGUAUCAAGAAGCGCGAUCUUGAGGACGUUCUUAACACGGACCACAACAAGACCGACCUUGGAUAUACACCCAACACCUCGGCCGAUAUCCUUUUCGCAGGCCAAAACUCAUGCGUGCUGACCCCGGAGGUCACUCUCGGCCCAUACUACGUCAGUGGCGAGUCUGUUCGACGCGAUCUGAAAGAGGACCAGGAGGGCGUUGACCUUAUUCUCGACUACCAAAUCAUCGACGUAACUACCUGCGAGCCCGUGCCAGAGCUGUACCUCGAGAUCUGGCACUGUAACUCGACUGGUGUUUACGGUGGCGUGAAUAAUCAGGGAAAUGGAAACUUUGACGACAAGGCCAACAUCAACAAGACCUUUGGCCGAGGUAUCCAACCAACUGAUGAAGAUGGUGUCGCUCAGUUUGAGACCCUCUUCCCAGGUCAUUAUGUUGGCCGUACGACGCAUAUCCACCUUCUGGCUCACGCAAACGCCACUCUGUACCAGAAUAAGACCCUCGGAAACGACAUCUACAGCAGCCAUAUUGGGCAGACUUACUUCGACCAGGACCUGAUUGACGAGGUUGAAGCUCUUGCUCCUUACAGCACCAACACGCAGGUCCAGACCACAAACGCUCGUGACGGAAUUCUGGCUCAGGCUGCCAACCAGGACUACGACCCGGUAGUUGAAUGGACCCUUCUUGGUGACACUGUUGCUGAGGGCGUCUUCGGCUGGCUGGCCUAUGGCAUCAACAUCACUGCCACUGAGAAGGUUACCCCUGCAGUCUUCAGAUAUGAGGAUGGUGGCCAUACCAACCCUAACUUUGGAGGUGGCCCUGGUGGGCCCCCGCCAUCCGCAGAGGAUACCACAAGCGAUUCUGCUUAG